AUGGGUGAAGACUGCUGCCAUUGGCAUGGUGUAAGUUGCAAUGCCGACACAGGACAAGUAACGACGCUUGAUCUCCGAAACUCGUUUCAGACUAAUAAAGCAGCUGAGAAGAAGUCAGCCUUAAGGGGUAAGAUCGAUUCCUCUCUGCUUAACUUGAAGAAUUUAAGUUACUUAGACCUCAGUAUGAACAACUUUGAAGGCAGCCCUAUCCCACGGUUUAUAGGUUCUUUCAGAACCCUGAGCUAUUUAAAUCUUUCUUAUGCUCAGUUAGGUGGGACUAUUCCUCCUCACCUUGGAAACUUAUCGAAUUUGCGAUAUCUUGAUCUUCAUUCAUAUUCAAAUUCAGGUUACAAAUUAAAUGCAAAUGACCUCCAAUGGUUAAAGGGUCUUUCUUCUUUGGAAUAUUUGGAUAUGGGAGGGACUGAUCUCAGUACUUUAUACUUGUCCAGCUGCAAACUCCGUAGCUUUCUUCUUGCCCUCCCAUUUGUUAACUUUACAUCAUUGGUAGCUGUUGAUAUGUCUAACAAUUUGUUUAAUUCUCCAAUGCCUAGGUGGAUCUUCAAUAUUACUGGCCUUAAAAGCCUUUUUCUUAUUGGUACCAUUCCUAGUGCUUUUGCCGAUAUGCAUUCUCUUCAACACCUUGAUUUGUCCCAUCAAUUUUUGGAAGGUACAAUACCAGGAAUUUUAGCUAAUCUCUCAAACUUACAAUCUUUGAGGUUAGCAUUUAACAACCUCAGCGGCAAUCUGAUUGAAUUUGUAGACAGUUUGUCAAAAAAUAGCAGCUUGGAAGUUUUGGAUUUGACACAAAACAGGUUUACUGGUCAUCUGCCUGAUGCACUAGGAAACCUCACAAACUUGAGAUCUCUUGUGCUUAGGAAGAAUAUAUUCUGGCGUUCAAUCAAUACCUGCGUCUAUUAG
Molecule: messenger RNA, 918 nt
Organism: Durio zibethinus
Lineage: Eukaryota; Viridiplantae; Streptophyta; Magnoliopsida; Malvales; Malvaceae
Source: RefSeq, a predicted model, not a curated record